Phycodurus eques (leafy seadragon) is the source of this 3554-nucleotide messenger RNA. RefSeq names its product transducin beta like 1 X-linked (gene tbl1x). The coding region runs from base 370 to 1911 and encodes 513 amino acids. The record is from RefSeq and is a predicted model, not a curated record. NCBI's taxonomy places the organism in Eukaryota, Metazoa, Chordata, Actinopteri, Syngnathiformes, Syngnathidae. Gene Ontology annotation, cellular component: histone deacetylase complex. The transcript is spliced from 15 exons. Gene Ontology annotation, molecular function: protein binding; transcription corepressor activity. Gene Ontology annotation, biological process: regulation of transcription by RNA polymerase II.
CUCUCUGGUUCUCAGUGAACGGCGAACUCCUCCGUAGUAGCCCGCAGUGGCGACACGCUAACUCGGCUUUUAUUAUUAUUCUUUUUUUCUUUACUCCCCUCCCCCCUUCCCCCACCACCACCUGGGUCGUAGCCGAUUUGCCCCCACCCCACCCCCCACCCCGGAAAAAAAAAAUACACCAGCGGUCGGAAUUUGAAAUAUGACGCUGAGUAAAAUGGGAGGAAAGUCGUUGCUAGCUUGUUGAAGUUGGAGAAUCUCCUUGUGGAAGAGGAAGAGGCGGCGGCGGUGGACACCACGAGUUCACUCUCGUAAUUUCGAAAGGAGUGAGCUGAGCCUUCCAACAGACUUCCACUGUUUCUUUGGGCUAAAAUGAGUAUUACCAGUGACGAAGUGAACUUCUUGGUCUACAGAUACCUCCAAGAAUCAGGUUUCUCCCACUCAGCAUUCACCUUUGGCAUCGAGAGCCACAUCAGCCAGUCCAACAUCAAUGGAACACUAGUGCCCCCUGCAGCCCUUAUCUCCAUCCUGCAGAAGGGGCUCCAGUAUGUGGAGGCAGAGAUAAGCAUCAAUGAGGACGGAACGGUCUUCGACGGCCGGCCGAUCGAGUCGCUGUCGCUCAUUGACGCCGUGAUGCCCGACGUGGUGCAGACGCGGCAGCAGGCGUUCCGUGACAAGCUGGCCCAGCAGCAGGCUGCCUGCACCAUGGCGGCAUCCACCUCUGGCAACCAGUCCAACGCGCCAAAGAAUGGUGACGCCACUGUCAACGGGGAGGAGAAUGGCACACACAACAUGAAUAACCAUUGCGAGUCGAUGGAGAUGGAUGUCGACGUGGAGAUACCCGCCAGCAAAGCCACAGUCCUGCGAGGUCACGAGUCGGAAGUGUUCAUCUGUGCCUGGAACCCCGUCAGUGAUCUGCUGGCCUCAGGUUCGGGGGACUCCACCGCCAGAAUCUGGAAUCUCAACGAGAACAACAACUCCAACUCCACCCAGCUGGUGCUGCGCCACUGUAUCCGAGAAGGUGGGCAGGACGUCCCCAGCAACAAAGACGUAACCUCACUAGACUGGAAUAGCGACGGAACGCUCCUGGCGACAGGCUCGUAUGACGGCUUCGCCAGGAUAUGGACGAAGGACGGAAAUCUGGCGAGCACCUUGGGACAGCACAAGGGGCCAAUAUUUGCACUCAAGUGGAACAAGAAGGGGAACUCCAUUCUCAGUGCUGGCGUAGAUAAGACGACAAUCAUUUGGGACGCGCACACAGGAGAAGCCAAACAGCAGUUCCCCUUCCACUCAGCUCCGGCUCUGGACGUCGACUGGCAGAACAACACCACCUUUGCCUCGUGCAGCACGGACAUGUGCAUCCACGUGUGUCGCCUCGGCAGCGACAGGCCACUCAAGACCUUCCAGGGUCACACGAACGAAGUUAACGCCAUUAAGUGGGAUCCAUCGGGAAUGCUGCUCGCCUCCUGUUCAGAUGACAUGACCUUAAAGAUCUGGAGUAUGAAACAGGAAUCAUGUGUGCACGACCUCCAAGCUCACAGUAAAGAGAUCUACACUAUCAAGUGGAGUCCGACCGGGCCCGGCACCGGCAACCCCAACUCCAACAUCAUGCUCGCCAGCGCGUCAUUUGACUCGACAGUGCGGCUGUGGGACGUCGAGCGGGGGGUCUGCAUCCACACGCUGACCAAGCACCAAGAGCCCGUCUACAGCGUGGCCUUCAGCCCCGACGGCAAGCACCUCGCCAGCGGCUCCUUUGACAAGUGUGUGCACAUUUGGAACACCACGUCUGGCGCCUUGGUGCACAGCUACAGAGGUACUGGUGGGAUCUUUGAAGUGUGCUGGAAUAGCACUGGCGACAAAGUUGGUGCCAGUGCGUCAGAUGGCUCAGUAUGCGUUCUCGACCUGCGGAAAUAGCGGCGUUGGACGGCGAGUCGUUGGAAUGUGCAGCAGACUGCCUUCUUUAGAUCUCAGCAAAUGCUCUCGUUGCUUCUGGAGGAGGGGCUUGGCGGGUAGACGGAGUUAAAUUGAAAGAACAAAACUCAGAGGAGCAACAACAACAACAAAGAAAGAGACACGGAAGGAGUGAACCACCACCUGCGGGGGAGUCGGCGCACCUUAAAGCUGACAGACUUGGCGCAUGUUGGAGACAAGUCCCGUUUGCGCCCGAGCGGAGGCCAGCGAAGACAACAUUGGAGCUACUCCCGACUCCUUGUGUUUUACGAGGUAUCUCAUGAGGAAGCGCCGCCAUUGCUCCCCACUCCUCCCGCUGUGGUGGGCCGCUGCGGUCCAGCUGCUUGGCAGGAAGGAUGACUUAACUGAGACGCAGGCCAAUAGGCGGCCAUCCACAGAAAGAAGGCUUGUAGAAAUCCUCCCGGCAACUCGGCGGAGACACAAUGAGGGUCACCAACCAUAGCGAAGCCUCGCUUUUAAAGGAGGACGGCUCGUUUGAAGACCCUCCCCAUCCCCCGCGGCCCUUACAACCCUCGCUCCACAGAUGGACUCGUUGCAAGUGCGGAAAGAUGGAGCGUGCUGUUCCUGAAUACCAGUCCACCGAAAAAAGAACCUCCCAAACCGGCCCAAUUCGCUCACCAACUGCAAACGUGGACAAAAAAAAAUGCGUGUAAAAGUGUGGUUUACAAAGAGAAUUUUUGCCCUUUUUUUUUUUGGAUGUACAUGUAAAGAAUGUAAAGAUAUGUAAAUUAGAUUAAUACACAGACUUAUAUACUGUGUAUAUAUGUUUAUAUACAGUACACCUUAUUGACGUCACGUUAGGGGCUCACUUAAUGGCUAGAGCUGUCUUUGCUGAUGGGCCACAACGAGGACGCUUUUUAAUUCAAAACAACUUUUUUCCAGUCAAGGCACAAACGGCGAAAUUUACGGAAUCAUCAUCUUCGGUCACUGUGUUGCGUCUUCGUAUUGUGUGUUGAUUGGGCUAAACAAGCCACACCCACUAAAUCAGAACGCACGGCUAAGGCGGGUUAACAUUACCACAUUUUUCUUUUUUGGACACUUUUUUUUUUUUCUGCGCUCAUUCUACUGAGACAUCCAAAACUGAAUCCAAUCAGCAAUGUUUUUUUUUUUUUUUUUUUUGAGUGGUCUGAGCAGCAAAUGAAACAUUUUCAACUUGUCCCACCCCACCCUUUUGUUCCACUUCUUUUCCCUUUCCGUCAACUUGCGCACAAACAAUGUUAAGCGCAAAUUUUUGUUUUCUCAUGGUAGCUUCGACAAUUUUUAUUUUUAAAAAAAAAUUUUUUUUGCUGGACGUAAAGGGCAGACAUUUCCCCCCCCCCCCCCCCCCCUUUCAUCUCUUUUUGGGUCAGGUAUCACAAUAGGAUUUCAACGGGUGGUCCAUUGUUUUUCUGACUUUUUCAGAGCCAUUAUUGUCUGUGUCAGACUGAGAAAUUGGGCUGUGGGUUUGGUGGCCGAUGUGGAUGAAACGCUGUGACAGCUACUAUUAUUAUUAUGUCUCUGGAGCACCCUGGUCCAGGGUGUGGUCACCUGUUUCAAGACAAAACAUUCAAGUCGUUCAGUGUCUGAAAUAAAUCACUCUAUUUUGA